ACGAUUAUGAUUUUUGGAGUGAAUUAAUAUUAUCUAGUCCCAACAGUUUUACACAUUCAAAUAAGCUUGAAAUGAUAAAUGAAGAAUUUUAUAGAUAUUUAAACGGAGAAGCAUUACUUACGUUUAAAUGGAAUACUUAUGGAAGAAU
This is a messenger RNA of Scutellospora calospora, 148 nucleotides long. NCBI's taxonomy places the organism in Eukaryota, Fungi, Glomeromycota, Glomeromycetes, Diversisporales, Gigasporaceae. The record is from the annotation of a GenBank genome assembly.